AAAGCAUGAUUCGACAUGCCACUACAAAGACACAAUGCUAUGAGAUCACGGAAAAAUCGUUCUGCUGUGGCAUUCUCGGAUACUGAAAAACUAAACAUUAUCAGCAAUGCAGAACAAAUCCAGAAAGAAACAUCUUCAGAUGAAGCUGGCCGUAGAAAAAGGCAAAGACAUGUCUCAGACGAGGUACGUCUACAAGUUCAAGAGGCAAAGACAUCAAUGGAAGAAAAUAUCAAAAAGGCAGAAAAAACUGAGAGAUUAUUAGAUGAAGUAGACAUCUAUGCUACCUCCAAAGUGACAAAGAGUCGAUCAGUAGAAAACAUUACUAAGGAAACGACAACACCAGUGCAAAAGGAAGGUAGACCCUCAUCAGAUGGGAUUGACCCUACAAAGUCAUCAGCAUUACCAGUUACCGAUAAGGCUGAAUUGAAACAGGAACCUGUUGCUGAUUCCAUUCCUGAAAAUAAACGGAAGAAGAAAAAACCUUCAACAACAUCAAUAGAAGAAUCGGAGUCAAAAAUUGCGUUCGUCAAAAAGAAAGCAAAAAGGGCCAAAGUUUUCCUCAAAGAGAGAUUGAUAGAUCACCACAGUAACACAGGAAACUCCAAGGAAUACAGAGCCAAUGAAGGUAACAGUACAACUGUCUUUUACACCAUGGAAUCCAGUGCGCCUUCAAUUACAAGUCAGACUGCUACACCAAGCCCGUCACAACAUCAAGAAGGACAACAAAACCAGCAGCAAAAUCAGACAAAGAAGACAAACAUCGACGAUCUACGUUGUCAGGUGCGAGAAGUUACAAACAUCAUGAAGAAUAACGUAGAGGAGGUAGCAAAACGAGGAGAAAAAUUAGAGGAACUGGAAUCGAGGUCUGGUCAUUUGGAGGAUUUGUCCAGUUCCUUUGCUAAAUGUGCAGCAAAUGUGAAGAAGAAGAUGAAAAGAAGAAAUCGGAAGCUGAUCUGCGCCAUUACUUUGACAAUCACAGGGAUAGCCCUGAUUGUAACUGUGAUACUUCUUGUUUAUUACUUAGGAUGACCGUGUCAUUGGUAGAAUGUUUUAAUUUGUUACUAAUUGUUUCUUUUUUCUGUUAUUCUUCAGAGUACAAGUUGCAAUGUUGGUUAGAUCUAAACGUUGCAAGGUGUCAUUAUAUCUGUGAUUUGAUUAAGCAAAGUAUGAAGUUAAUGGCUUUCUCGUUUGUACUUGUCACUUUAGAGGAUAAUCCGCAAGACCAUAAUCUGUAUUUAACAAUUACAGUCUUUAUUUCUUUAAGAAAUGGAUUUGUUCAAUUGGCUGUUUUUUAUAUAGAAAAAAAAAAGGACAGAGAACCCGAGAUGUCCUGGUCUAAAUUGCAAAGUAAAUCGUAUAUUUUCACCUUGUAAGAAAAUUAUGCACAAAUAUAAAUAUAUAUUUACUUCAAAUUUGCUUAAUCAUUUUUAUAAUUAUACAUAAUUUAACAAGAUCUUCUGUCUCGUGUUUUAUUAUUUAAUUUCAUGCAUUACGUAGCAAAGGUAAACGGAUCCUAUUCAAUGAAUCUACUGUGUAUAAUCAUGUUCAUGCAUGUAUGGAAGGAUAUUUAACAUUUCUUGUCUUAAAUGUUGUGUACAUAUGUGUUUUUGUGAGUAGGUUAAAAUUGCCAUUAUAUGAAUUAUUAAUAAGAUAAAUAUUUUAUGAUAUUACACUUUCAUGUAAAUUAA
Messenger RNA from Saccostrea echinata, 1688 nucleotides. RefSeq lists its product as uncharacterized. Gene Ontology annotation, cellular component: plasma membrane; SNARE complex. Gene Ontology annotation, molecular function: syntaxin binding; SNAP receptor activity. The coding region runs from base 16 to 1029 and encodes 337 amino acids. The record is from RefSeq and is a predicted model, not a curated record. Gene Ontology annotation, biological process: vesicle fusion; vesicle-mediated transport. The transcript has 6 exons. Lineage: Eukaryota; Metazoa; Mollusca; Bivalvia; Ostreida; Ostreidae.